Molecule: messenger RNA, 222 nt
Organism: Cetraspora pellucida
Lineage: Eukaryota; Fungi; Glomeromycota; Glomeromycetes; Diversisporales; Gigasporaceae
Source: the annotation of a GenBank genome assembly
AUGACAAAGUACAGUGAUCAUAAUACCCGACAUGAUGCUAUUAAUAAUGCCCUUCAGACACUUAAGGGUACCCCAAGUAGAUUUAAAAUUCCAAGCACCAGAAGUAUUGCACGGGACUAUGAUAUUUCCGAAGCUACCCUUAGGCGUGCCAUCAAAAAUGAUGGUCCUCUUCCCCACCCAGGCUGUGCUAAAAUCCUAACCAACCAUGAAGAGGAACAGCUG